Messenger RNA from Python bivittatus (Burmese python), 2204 nucleotides. Lineage: Eukaryota; Metazoa; Chordata; Lepidosauria; Squamata; Pythonidae. The record is from RefSeq and is a predicted model, not a curated record.
GACACAAUUGUUGGAGCUGUUGUACAUCACCAAUAAAAAAAUAAAAUAAAAAAAACCCUAUUUACUGAAUUAAGCCAUUUUUUGUAUUCACACAAUAUGCUUACUCAUAAACUAACCAGAUGAUCUGGAUUCAUAUAAUAAACCAAGACAUUAAAAAACUAACCAAGGCUAAACAUGUUGUACUCUGAGGUUUGUAACCGGCCUGGUAUUGAACACAGUCUCAACUGUUUUGCCCAGGAUGUCAAGAGAUUCAUCAAUGAGACGUGGCUAAAGCGACACGGUGCUGGUCUCCCUCAAGAAACACUGGCUUUGAUGUGGUCCUUCAUCGUCUCAAUCUACUGCCUGGGUGGUCUUCUGGGCUGCUUAUGGAGUGGACCUCUGGCCAUGAGAUAUGGAAAAAAGAAAAGUUUAAUAUGCAGCAAUUUUAUCAUAAUCACGGGUGCCCUGCUUAUUGGUUCGAGUAAGAUGGCCAAGUCUUUUGAAAUGAUUCUGGUGGGCCGCUUCCUUUAUGGCAUCAGCGCAGGACUGUGCCUGAAUGUCCAUGGGCCGUAUCUUGGUGAAAUUUCCCCAAAGAAGUUCCGAGGCGUGGCUACUACCAGUGCUGCAGUGUUUUUUUCCCUAGGAAAAGCCUUGGGGCAAAUCAUGGGCUUAAGAGAUCUUUUAGGCACGGAGGUUCUGUGGCCCCUCCUGCUUGCUCUGUGUGGCUUCCCAGCACUGCUGCAGCUGCUCCUGUUGCCGUUCUUCCCAGAAUCCCCUCCAUACCUCUUGAGGCAAAAGAAGGACACCCAGGCCUGCCUAAAAGCCAUGAAAGACCUCUGGGGUGAAGGACAUCAGCAAACUGAAAUAGAGGACAUGUUGAAAGAGAUGGCCCUACCAGGCUCCAAGAACCUGAGUAUCUGGGAAGUGGUGAAGCAGCCCAGCUUGCGAUGGCCGUUGCUUAUUGUCAUUCUGCUGAUCAUGGGUUUGCAGCUCUCUGGCCUGAGUGCAAAAGUUCAGAUGAAAGGACUUGCAAUUUCCACUCUUCCACUCACUCCAGUGCUUCACGAGAUGCUUCUUUUUGAUCUGGAGGAUUCAGGAGGCAACUUACAAAAGAUCUACUUCUAUGCUUUUGAAGUUUUCCGCACUGCCAGGCUUGAAGAGGCGAUCAUCCCUUAUGUCACACUGGGCAUUGGCCUCUGUGAAUUUGUCUCUGUGAUCCUGUGUAGCUUCAUCAUUGACCACCUGGGCCGGAGAAUUCUGCUGUGGGGUGGUUUUGGGAUGAUGGCCCUCACUUUGGCCCUCCUCAUCCUCACUCUGUCUCUCCAGGAUCAGUCUCCCUGGAUUUCUUACAGCAGCAUUGCCCUCAUCUUCCUCUUCAUAAUUUUCUAUGGAAUUGGUCCAUCUGGUGCCAUCUUCUCUGUCAUGGUGGAGAUUUUCAGUCCUGCUGCAAGACCGUCUGCCCUUGCCCUUGCUGGCUCGGUCAGCUGGGUGGGCCUCUUUAUCAUUGGCUUAGGUUUCCCCUUUGUGGUGGAGGCCCUUAGUUACUACUGCUUCCUCAUCUUCUUCGGUGUGCUUGUUGGAAUGGGAAUUUUCAUCUACCUCUUCCUUCCAGAGACAAAGGGGAGGUCAAUCCUAGACAUAACAGAAGACCUCAACAGGAUUCCUCUAGGGAAGAAGGUCACAUUAACUGCUCUGGAAAAUAAUUCUCCUGGAAGCCACAGCAUCUGUACCAAGUUAUGACAACAGCCCUGCUGGGAAAAUGCAGGCUUUGAGGACUAAACCAAAUGCAGGGAUUUUACUAUGAAAAUCACCAGGCGAGGGAGGAGAGGGGCAGAGAAGGUACUCAUGAUGGGAUCAAGGCAGCCGUGGAGAAGGCAUCUGACUCUUUCCUCCUUCUGCUGAAGCUAGAAAGCCUAUAUUACCCCUCAGCCACCACAGGCACAGUCCCUGGGGCCUAUGAAACUUCUGGCAUCUACAAAAAAGCUUUAAGCUAAAAAAAGCCUGUAACAUCAACAUUUGUGUAUCCUAAAAUCAAAUAUAUUUAAGAUGUUAUUACCAUUUGAUUAUAUUUAUAACUGCUGCAAUGGGCCAGAAUGGAUGUGAUGACUCCAACUGAAUCUAUGAAUUCUGAUCAAGCCCAGACCCUGUAGGCAUAGUUACUUCACCUUGCACAGAUGUCAAUUCUGUCCUUAUAGCCUACAAAAACCUGAAUACAGGUAAUAAGA